Molecule: messenger RNA, 1905 nt
Organism: Procambarus clarkii (red swamp crayfish)
Lineage: Eukaryota; Metazoa; Arthropoda; Malacostraca; Decapoda; Cambaridae
Source: RefSeq, a predicted model, not a curated record
AUGACUCUCGAGAUUGGGGGUGGCACUCAGGGCAUCUCAGGUCUCGCUAUCGGUGAAUAUGGUUAUCGUAGUGUUAUCGUCUUGACCAAUGUACAAACGUUUGACAAAUCCACUAAUGCCAGGAUUAAUCCAACACUUAAGUGCACCAAUGCCAGGAUUAAUCCAGCACUUAAGUACACCAAUGCCAGGAUUAAUCCAGCACUUAAGUGCACCAAUGCCAGGAUUAAUCCAGCACUUAAGUGCACCAAUGCCAGGAUUAAUCCAGCACUUAAGUGCACCAAUGCCAGGAUUAAUCCAGCACUUAAGUACACCAAUGCCAGGAUUAAUCCAGCACUUAAGUGCACCAAUGCCAGGAUUAAUCCAGCACUUAAGUGCACCAAUGCCAGGAUUAAUCCAGCACUUAAGUGCACCAAUGCCAGGAUUAAUCCAGCACUUAAGUACACCAAUGCCAGGAUUAAUCCAGCACUUAAGUACACCAAUGCCAGGAUUAAUCCAGCACUUAAGUGCACCAAUGCCAGGAUUAAUCCAGCACUUAAGUGCACCAAUGCCAGGAUUAAUCCAGCACUUAAGUACACCAAUGCCAGGAUUAAUCCAGCACUUAAGUACACCAAUGCCAGGAUUAAUCCAGCACUUAAGUACACCAAUGCCAGGAUUAAUCCAGCACUUAAGUGCACCAAUGCCAGGAUUAAUCCAGCACUUAAGUGCACCAAUGCCAGGAUUAAUCCAGCACUUAAGUACACCAAUGCCAGGAUUAAUCCAGCACUUAAGUACACCAAUGCCAGGAUUAAUCCAGCACUUAAGUGCACCAAUGCCAGGAUUAAUCCAGCACUUAACAUAAACUACUAUUGCAACCACUAUGGCAACUGCAACAUAAACUACAAUGACAACCACAGGAUAAACGACUAUGCCAACCACAGCAUAACCUACUAUGGCAACCACAGCAUAAACUCUUAUGGCAACCACAGUAUAAACUCCUAUGGCAACCGCUAUGGCAACCACAGCAUAAACUAUGACAACCGAUAUGGCAACCACAGCAUAAACUGCUAUGGCAACCACUAUGACAACCAUAGCAUAAACUAUUAUGGCAACAAUAGCAUAAACUUCUAUGGCAACCACUAUGGCAACAAUAGCAUAAACUUCUGUGGCAACCAUAGCAUAAACUACUAUGGCAACCACAGCAUAAACUACUAUGGCAACCACAGUAUAAACUACUAUGGCAACCACAGUAUAAACUCCUAUGGCAACCACUAUCACAACCAUAGCAUAAACUACUAUGGCAACAAUAGCAUAAACUUCUAUAGCAACCACUAUGGCAACAGUAGCAUAAACUUCUAUGGCAACCACUAUGGCAACCACAGCAACCACCAUGGCAACCACCACGGCAACCACUAUGGCAACCGCAACCACCAUGGCAACCGCAGCAACCACCAUGGCAACCACUAUGGCAACCACCAUGGCAACCGCAGCAUCCACCACGACAACCACAAUGGCAACCGCAGCAACCACCAUGGCAACCGCAGCAACCACCAUGGCAACCGCAGCAACCACCACGGCAACCACCAUGGCAACCGUAGCAACCACCAUGGCAACCGCAGCAACCACCAUGGCAACCGCAGCAUCCAUCACGGCAACCACCAUGGCAACCGCAGCAACCACCACGGCAACCAUAAUGGCAACCGCAGCAACCACCACGGCAACCACCAUGGCAACCGCAGCAACCACCACGGCAACCAUAAUGGCAACCGCAGCAACCACCACGGGGAAGAUCAACUCAGUGAUUGGCAGCCCCCUCCCCCGCCUCCCCUGCCUCGGGCAGCGCACACGCACGUCCACACGCACGCACACAAUGGUCUUGGAGACCGCGUGGCUUAUGGCAUGAGACGAACACAAGGUGUGUUUUGUUGA